CUGACAACUGAGACCUCAGAAGCAAAAGUCAGACGACCUCUGCUUCAAUAAAUCUUAAAACUAAAAACUAAAAACUAAAAAAUGGAUCGUAAAUUGCUGCGAGAACGGGAGGCGUUCAAGAAACGGGCAAUGAACAUGCCCACCGUGGAGAAAAAGUCCAAGGAUGAUCGUCGCCCAGAUCCGUCGCCCUCGGGCAGUGGUGGUGCCAAGCCAAGGGGAGUACGGGCCCCCAACGCGCCCAAGCUGGACAUCAACUCGUACAAGACCAUGCCGCGUAGCUCCCAGUACCGCUUCGGAGUGCUGGCCAAGAUCGUCAAGUAUAUGCGGGCCCGCCACCAAGACGGAGACGAUCAUGCCCUCACCAUUGACGAGAUUCUGGACGAGACCAAUCAACUGGAUAUCGGGCACUCGGUAAAGAACUGGCUGGCGGGGGAAGCGCUAAAGAACAACCCCAAGAUAACGGUCAGUGAUGGUGGCCAGAAGUUCAACUUCAAGCCAGUCUACAAGAUCAAGGAUGGCAGGGCUCUGAUGCGGCUGCUGAAGCAACAUGACCUGAAGGGCCUCGGUGGAGUUCUACUGGACGAUGUCAAGGAAUCUCUCCCGAAUUGCGAGAAAUUCUUAAAAAACAAAGCUGCCGAGAUCCAUAUCGUUACCAGACCGGGAGAUAAAAAGAAGAUAUUGUUCUACAACGACAAGACCGCCACCUUGUCGGUGGAUGAUGAGUUCAAGAAGCUGUGGCGUGCGGCCACUGUCGAAUCCAUGGAUGAUGCUAAAAUCGAUGACUACCUGACCAAGCAGGGUAUCCGCACCAUGCAGGAUUAUGGGGUCAAGAAGGCUGCCUUCAAGCGGAACAAGGUCCCCAGCAACAAGAAGCGCCAGUUCAAGAAGCCCAGAGACAACGAGCAUAUGGCUGAUGUUCUGGAGACAUAUGAGGACAACGACCUAACCCAGAAAAAGGAGACAACUGUCUAAAAAAAUAUUAAAAAAAUUGUUAUAAAGAUUAA
This is a messenger RNA of Drosophila bipectinata, 1004 nucleotides long. The record is from RefSeq and is a predicted model, not a curated record. NCBI's taxonomy places the organism in Eukaryota, Metazoa, Arthropoda, Insecta, Diptera, Drosophilidae.